Molecule: messenger RNA, 911 nt
Organism: Aplosporella prunicola CBS 121167
Lineage: Eukaryota; Fungi; Ascomycota; Dothideomycetes; Botryosphaeriales; Aplosporellaceae
Exons: 1
Biological process (GO): nucleoside metabolic process
Molecular function (GO): catalytic activity
Source: RefSeq, a predicted model, not a curated record
AUGUCCGACCCUAACAACUAUACUAUUGGCUGGAUCUGUGCUAUAACGACCGAGUAUACCGCGGCACAGCAGUUCCUUGACGAAAAACAUGAAAGCCCCGAAUAUGUAUCCCCCAAUGACAACAAUGAAUAUACUCUGGGCCGUAUAGGCAGCCAUAACGUGGUGGUUGCCGUUCUUCCAGAUGGCGAGUACGGCACGAGCUCGGCAACAAGUGUUGCAAGGGAUAUGCUUCACACGUUCCCGAAUAUCAGAAUUGGUCUGAUGGUUGGCAUUGGUGGGGGUGCACCGACCGCAAAAAAGGAUAUCCGUCUUGGCGACAUUGUGGUUAGCUCCCCCAGCAACGGUAAAGGGGGUGUGUAUCAGUACGACUACGGAAAGACUAUUCAGUCCCAGGAAUUUCAACCGACCGGGAUGCUUAACCAGCCACCACCCGUAUUGCGUGGCGCAGUGAGCGGUCUCAUAUCUCAGUACGAAGGAGACGGAAACAAGCUAUCACAAGCUGUAGAAGCUAUACUCAAGAAGAAGCCAAGGCUUAGGAAGAAGUACCAACAACCUAACCUACAAGAUGAUCGACUCUAUAAAGCCGAGUUUGUCCAUGCUUUAGGCAGCGAAGAGAGUUGCGUGGACGUUUGCGGUAACAACGAUUUGAAUCUGGUACAGCGACGCGAGCGAACGGAAGACGAAGACAAUCCAGCUAUACACUAUGGCCUGAUUGCCUCUGCCAACACGUUGAUGAAAGAUGCGGUCAUACGUGACAAGCUUGCGGGAGAACAAGGAGUGCUAUGUUUUGAGAUGGAAGCCGCUGGUCUGAUGAACCACUUCCCGUGUCUGGUCAUCCGUGGUAUCUGCGACUACUCCGAUUCACACAAGAACAAGGUGUGGCAAGGCUAUGCGGCUAUGACAGCGGCGGC